Messenger RNA from Chilo suppressalis (striped riceborer), 8344 nucleotides. Lineage: Eukaryota; Metazoa; Arthropoda; Insecta; Lepidoptera; Crambidae. The record is from the annotation of a GenBank genome assembly.
UUCUAGUAAACUUUUCUUUAGAUAAUUAUUUUUUUAUUGGAAAGGGUAUCCUCGAAGUCGGUCCCAGAUAAUAUGGAAACUUAAACCCUGCCCUAUGGGUAGGAAAAUAGGGCUGAUUGUUCACUCAAAGAUUUCGAUUUUUACAAAGAUUAUAGUCAUUGAAAAAUUAAAUAAACACUUUAACAAAAAAUGUGACCGCGGAAAAAACUAAAAAAUUAUAAAGAAAAACUAUUUAAGAAAUGUUAUGUAUCGCACAGAAAUAGGUUUUACCUCCUCUCAUAAAAAUAAAUAUAAUCCAAGGGCCAUUGUAUUUUUAGCAAGAUAGUUCUACAUCUGUGGCAUUUUUAUUUCGAACUGAACUAGACAUUGGAAUAAACAGAGGUGUGAUGCCCAGGAAAAUGGGUCACGUACAGAGACGUUAUGGCGACGAAUAUCAGAUUCCUGCUUUUGUUAAUUUGGGCACUUUUCCAACACAAUGGCACAAUGAAAAGAUUUUCGACUGCAGGUUUAAGAAGAUUUGCAUAACAAUAGAUGCGCUAGACAUUAUGUACUCAGACAAAUCAAUAUUUAGAAACUCUACUUAUAUGAUCUUGUAGUUGUUCAAGGUUGUUUAAAUGCUUCUGCUAUUCAACAAGGUAUCAACAAAAAGGUGUGAUUGAGCUCACAAUAAUCGCGGCCGUUUGGGUUUGGCAUGUUGCCAAAUACACUCACUUUUCUUCAGUUAUUUUGUCAACUUCCUCACCCAAGGUUGGUCUCAAUGGCUAAAGUCGUUAGAGAAUGCGUUCAGUCCAAUGUUGCUCCGGUGACGUUAAAAGUGGCUUGUGAGCUCAAACUUUGUCUGCGACAUCCCUUGGGUUCAAAGAACUCGCUUGGCAUACAUAGCAUAAUGCUUACUUAUUGAAUCAUAAAACGAUGUUUGUCAGACAUUAAGUGGAGGUUGAUAAAGCGGUAGUAUUAAGUUCUAUUACAUGUGUCUUAAUACUUAAUUAAAAUUCACAUAAUCAUCCACUGAAACAGCUUUUAAAAUUAAAAUAAAUAGGAACAAUUGUAUAUACAUAUAUUGCUGUUCAACGUCAGUAUCUGUAAAAGCAAAACACUACUUGAAUUUAGAUUAGUUCGGAAAGUAGGUACUCCAGCAGUAGAAGUAAGGCCAGCCUAAACCCAUGUGAUGUUUUCAAGACAUCAAUGUUUAACUAAAUGUAUGUUCUUGCUCUGUAUGUUUCUAUUUACAUGAUGUAGCAUUAGCAUCUGUACACAGCACAGUCAGACUCAUACUUGAGAGAAGUAUGGUUUUAUUUUUGUCAUUAGUUAUUUUUUGGAAUUGAUUGUAGCAUCAUCAUUACUUAGUAGAAAUAGAAAUACCUAACACCGAAAUAUUAGUAAAUACUCUAAGUCUAUAUAAACUAGCGGCCACCGCCCGUGACUUCGUCUGUUUAAAUUAUAGUUUUUUUAAUCCCACAGGAACCUAAACUUUGCCGGGAUGAAAACAGUAUGCUAUGUUUCAGUCUAGGUCAUAAAUUACAUUUAUGCGUACCAUAUUGUAUCCAAAUAGGUACGUUCUGUAGUUUUUGCGUGAUUGAGUCACAAACAUACUAACUUUCACUUAAAAUAAGUAUAAACAAAAAAGGAAGCAGGAUAAAUACAAAGCUUUUAGAUUUUUGCAUGAAACGAUAGUAAAUUCAAUUGAUCCAAUUUAUUUCACUGAACAAAUAAUCAGGAAAUUUAGUGUUGACAAAAAAAAAAUAACAUUAAAUAAAUUAUUUUUAUUCAUUCCUUUUGCUAACUUAAUGGUAAACGUUUCACUGAUCAAAUAAUGUAGAACCACUUCAGAAAUGCAAUGUUGUAAUUAUUUUGAUACCUUAGUUUUAUCUGAUAUUGAUAUUAUGUAUACAGAUUGAUUCAGUUCAGUACAGACAGAGUGACCACCACUAACCAGUACCUGUUUGUAGAUCAAAGAAUAAACAGUAAGCUCUCUGUGAAGUGUACUUUCCGAUUAGUAGAACAUAAACGAACGUAGUAUGAUGGUUAAUAAAAUAAAUAAAUCGAUCAGCACGUGCGUCUGUUGUAACUAGUUUAGAAGCCACAGUUUUUAUACCUACCUAUACGUUUAAAAUGGAUUGCAAUAAAUUACAACAACUAAAGUAAACUUUCCGCAACAUAGACGUUAAUAGAAAUUUAUGUCUAAAGUGGUUUAAUUUCACCGGUUAUAUGUAAAAUGCAGGUAAGCACUUUAAAGGUAUUUUUUUUUACAUUUUUAUGAGAUGAUUCCCUAAAACAAAUAGGUAAAUAAUUUUCUUAAAGACACAGUUUAUUUAAAAUUCGAUCAUACAAUAUACUGUUUCAAUCCCAAUCAAUGUAAGCAUUAAAACUGCCAAUUUAGGUAGGUACCUACAUAACAAAUCGUAGAGAUGCCGGAACAUUAAUAAAUAUAUUUUUAUUGUUUAUAGCCUGGAAUGCUUCUAUUAGGUCAUAAAACUUUUCAUAGUGUUUUAUUUAUUGCAUAUAAUGCUUUAUGUUAUAGAUUUUCUGUCUGUAAUUACCGAUAAUAAAUCUGAUUCUCCAUUAGCAUAGACAUUAUGGGCUCUACUAGGAGAUGCGCUUUAACAUGUAGCGUCAGAGGAAGAAUUUAUUAUUUAGAUAAACAAGGAUAACUAUGAACACACCUGUAGAGCGUUUCAAUUACUACAAUGAUUUUGAUGGUGCACAUUUAAUUCAUCACCGCAAUGUCAAAUUAAUUGAGAAUUUUUUUAUGAGUACUAUCCGGGGGCGGAAGUCCAGACGAUAGCUGACUGCUGAGAGUUUGGACAUUUUUUUCUAUUAUUUGGUUGAGUUCGCAUUAGUCUCCGUUGACGGCGCCUUGCAAAAAUAGAUUUUGGCGUUCAGAGCGGGUUGAAUCCCAAGUUCCGAACGUCAGUGCACCGGCAGCUCCCACCAGAUACAUUUCUGUUUCACAUCCCAUUCGUGUAACAGAUCGUGUGUUACACUGAAUCGAAGUAGUGCUCUCGAAUAUUAUGUGAAUGAAGUUGCUCUAAUGACCUGUUUAGUGUUAUGUAAAUAGGUGUGAGUGUUACCCACGAAAAUGAAUGGCAUGGGGACACUUCGGACUACAUUCAGAGGUGUGAAGAAGGAGUUGCUGGAAAGACAGACCAGUCUCAUAAUCCAGUCUAUGACAAUUGAUGAGCUAUACUUGGAGAUACUUUACGAAAUACUACACAAUGUCGGGGGAUGUGACGUGAGCUGUGAGGUGGGACAAGCAGUUACGCUGUCUUAUGUCCAAGAAGCUUUUAAAAUAGCUAAUGACAAACACACGGAACUGCUUACAAAGGCCGAAGCGAAGGAACCUCCAGAACUUAUGUUAAACGUUGAAGUAGUGGAGGCUAAAGACCUGGUACCUAAGGACCCUAAUGGUCUCAGUGACCCAUUCGUCACUAUAUAUUUAAUGUCAAAUUCGUCACAUAGGUAUAAUACGUCGGUGAAGUCAGGAACCCUCAAUCCAGUGUGGGAGGAACAUUUCUCUUUGCCGAUGCCGGGAAAUCUACAGGAAGACACGCUAUGCUUGGAAGUCUGGGAUUUCGAUCCAGCAGAAACGGUGAAGGAGAAAAUGACAAAGAUUUUUGAAGUGAAGGGAGUCAAGGGUCUCCGAAAGCUCAUGAAAGAGAUAGCUAUCACAGCGUCCACUGGAAAGCAUGACAAUGAAUUAAUAGGAACUUCCAAUAUUCCUCUCAAGUCAAUACCAGCGGGUGGUAUGACGAUGUGGUUCAACUUGAGCAAGAAGAGUAAACUUCGAAGGCAGGGCGUUGUGAAGGUGCGGCUCAAUUUCUCUUCUGAGAAGAACUCGCAGGUGGCCGCCCAGGAACAUCGACACCUGCUCAGGAUAUUGCUCCUGCAUGAACUGGAGAGCUCUAAGGUGGCUCCGUACUGGUGGUGUGGCAACUUUAGCGGUCCCGCAGAGUCGAUACUGACUCAGCACGCGGCUCAGAGUGGCCUAUCGCCGACGGAUAACUCUUUGGCUCAAUGGAGCGUAUACUGUGCCGUUACCGCAGAUCAUCCACUCAGCUUUGCGCUGUUCAAUCAUUUAUUAGACAAACUGGCCAAGCCGCUACAAGCAGGUCUUGUGAGUGAAGAGGAGGUCAAAUUAUUCUGGGACGGAGCCAAAAAACUGAUGCCCACUUGCUUCAGUUACAUCAGGAAAUUGAGGAAGAAGACGGCUGGAGAUAAAACAGUGAUGAAGACCCUCCGGGAAGUCCUCAAAAUUCUCUACAAAUUGUCUAUGAUAGAUGCGCAUGAGAGCAUUAGUUUAUUCCCGACUGCGUUAUACGGGUGGUUGAGAGACGAUGGUCAAAAAUUAACUAUCCAUGAGGUUUUAAACCAGGCGGUUAUUCAAGGAGCUUCUGAUUGGUUCGUUCACAUAUUGGAUAAUAAUGAAUGCAAGGAUAAGACUGAGGAGUCGAGAUUACAGCAUCUUAUCAGAGUUAUACAGCUGGUACGCUCUGAUCUUCAACGCGCCGUGGAGUAUUAUGACAGAGUUUUUGUUGAAGUGAUGUCAUUCCCUUAUUCAAAAGCUCUUUACGGGUUGUACGAAAGCAAGAUCGCAUCUUUAGUAGAACCAGAAGUGAUACAAGUCUGCAAAAGCCUCAAAAGGUUGCAUUAUAAUGAAGGAUCAACUAAUUCUGUUGUUCUGGCUGGAGGAAUCAACGGGGAGACUGCAUUGGGUGCGCCCAACGUUGGAUCGGAACCGUUGGCCAUGGGAACUACGUUGUUCGAGUUGUAUUUGACUUUACAGAGGUUUUUGACAUUAGGCCAAGGGUUAAAUGAAACAGAGUGGAAUAACUAUGCCAUAUCAAAAUUCCAUUCCUGGUUCUUUGGGGGCGUGGCCCAAUGGUUAGACAUAGCCGCUUACAAAGCGUUGACGCGUAUAGAGAAAGCCGUCGAUUUAGAUAAUUUAGUGCCAGUCGAUACCAAUGUGAAAUACAGCAGUUCCGGCGUUGACACAUUGGCCAUCUUCUAUCAAAUCAAGAUUUUCUGGCAGCAAUUGGCUUGGCCCGACAUAGAGGGAUGCUAUACGUUCGUAGCUAAGAUUAUAGACGACAUAUGCCGGUGCUGCGUAUUUUAUUCGGACAAGAUGGCCGAUCGAGUAGACAAUGUCGGUAAAGUGACCACAGUGUACGAAGAAAGGUUCGAAGUGACUAAUGAAUGGUGCGUCGCUAUUAACAACAUCGACUAUGUUAGGCAGAGCUUGGAACCUUUCGUUGAAGAGUUAGGAAUGGAUGACAUCAUCCAAAAGAUGUGCGAGGCCAAAUCACCCAUUGAAGCCCAAAGAUGUAAGGAGACUUUGCAGAAUGUCAUUGCUAACGCAAUAGAUACUGUAAAGAACAAAAUUGUCGAUCUCCUAGAAGUUAUGGUGAAAAAGAUGAUGCCAUCCAUCAAACGAUUCUUAAUCGAGGGGGCCGAGUUACUUCAUCAAGACUGUUCUAGUAUGGAGCGAGUGAUGAGGUAUCUCGAAGCGAAUCUCGACACUUUGUACCAGCACCUCAACAACGAGAACUUCUCUAGAACUCUUGACAUAGUCUGGGAGCAAUUGGGAGAAGUUUUGUACGAACUAAUACAAGUCAAUUUAGAGAAACGUCGACCACCCAGUUUCUUUUCGAAUCUGCAUGAGUGCCUGAAGAUUAUGAUACAAUCGUUCCGGCAAGAGAGUAAAGAGGCUUAUUCAUCGGAUACACUAAAAAGAGUGGAGUAUUUAUUAAAACUGCAUGGAAUGGAGACCAGAGAACUUAUACACCAGUACUAUUUAGAGAGGUGGCAGGAGCAACAAACUAUACAGGAUCCGAAGCAUGGAAUUUUGACAGUCAGAGCGCAAUUCAUUGAUGACAAUUUAAAAAUUGAAGUCAUGAACGCAAGGAAUUUGAUGCCGACAGAUUCUAACGGUUUGUGUGACUCCUAUGUACGAGUACAGUUACUGCCAGAAGACACUUUUGCCAACGUCGUGAAACCUAAAACACAGACGCAUAAUAAAAAUCUAUUCCCUUUGUAUGACGAGAUGUUUAUCAUACCGCUGUCCCACGACCAGAAGCGCGUCACCGACGGUCUAAUGCAAUUCGUGAUCAAGGACAAAGACAUGUUCAGUGUGAGCAACACUUUCAUGGGCGAGGCGUACCUUCACUUCAGCGAAGUAGUCGACACUCCCGCACCCAUCAGCAGUCUGCCGCAGCAACUGUUGCCGCUCAGCAGGCCCAGCAGCUUGGACGGAGAAGCGAUUAAAGCAUUGGAAACGCGUAUUGGGGACAAACAAGCCCGCGAGUUUCUUAAGAAGUUAAGACAAAAGAUGCCAAGCAAGCAAUUCUUCUCACUCGGCUGAAGUCAAGAAAAAACUUGAUUGAGACACUGACUGUUGUAUAUGUUUUGGCUGUGUUGUGGUAUAUCUUAGAAAUAGCAAAGAAGCCAAAAGUGAAGGUAAAAUAAUUUUCUUUAGUUACUUAUUUAAUAAUUUAAAUUAUAUUAUAAGUGUUUAAAUUAUCCCUUUGCAUUUUAAUCUUGCGCUGACUCUUUGGCUCCGACUUGUACGUUUUAUAAGUAUUAUUUUCAACAAUUCGUUCGUUCAAUGUAUAAAUUCAACCGCUGAAUUUUCUUGGUAUGUAUGUUGCGAAAGAUUGAUUGCGGAAUAGUUUUCUUUUGCUAAAUAAUAUACUUACUUAAUGAAUGCUACACUUAUAACAAGUGCUAUUUUGUAUAUUCAUUAAAUGUAAAACUAAAUAUAUCAAUUAUGGACAAUAUAUAAAAGUUACAUUAACGUUUUGUUCAUAAUAUGAUUUUAGUUUUAUCACCAGCAAUAAUAUAAUACGUAAGUAUGAUUGUAGAACCUUGUCAUAUCAUAAACAAACGGCUGGUGCAGUAAUUAAAUGAAUAAUGUAGUUUGACAUAGUUCUACUAUCUUGUAGAUCUACCUAUUUGGUGCUGAAUGUACAUACAAACAAGUGCAUCGUGAGAUCAUUGAAUAGCAAAUAAAAAUGCUAAUACGCACAUUAGAUGCUAUGAAGUAGGCAAUAAGAAUAGACUGAUGUUUAACCUUUUUUUAGAUUUAUUCAAUAAACCUUGUUAAUUUAUAUCGCAAAUGUAUGCGAAAAUUUAAGUCUACCUACCAUUUGCGUUCAAUAGAUAUAGCCCUGUGGCUGACCGACACUGAAGGUAUGAUAGAGCUUUUCGUUUCCACCCUUUAUCUAUGGAAUCCUAAAAACGCCGGUAAAAGGCGUUCUUACUUUUAUUCCGCUCCAUUUUUUUAUUAUUUCAGGGGCUUUUGUUCCUAACGAUUUAAAUUGAUAUAAAAAAUAAGAAUCUCUGAUUUGAAUGUGCAUUUUUUUAACUUAUGUAAGCUUUGCACAUUUUCAAAUUGAUUAAAUAAACAAGUAGGUACUGAAAGAUCUCACAGAAGUAUGAUUGCAAUUCAAAAUUAUGUAAAUAAUGUAAAUUAAAGAUAGUUUUACACCAUAUGAAUCGAGUGUAUGUAGUGAACUUUUUGUAUGUUAGAUAUAAUUUUAUAAAGGCUUUAUGAGAGUAGAUAUUUCUUUAAUUUUCAAUUGACAAGUUGCUUUGUGUAAUUGCUUCCAAACGGGGAUAUAAAUAAUAAGUUGAUGUCAGGUUUUAAUCUAUUAUGGCCGUUUAACUAUUUACCAGAAUGCGUUUGAGUCCAGUAAUCCCGUCAGUAAUAUUAAAGUAGAUCAUUCCAGUAAAAAAAAAUAAAGUGGAGGUCACUACUAAAUUAAAAAUAGAAGAUCGUUCUAGUCGACUAGAAUAUCUUUUUUUGUAAGAAUACUGGAAUGCGUGAGUGAAGGAGUAAAUGAAAGAAUGCCAGUUUGACCGUCUGGAUUACUGGACUCGAACGCAUACUCGAAUAAUGUUAGCCUGCCACUAGUUUAGUAAGCUGAAAAUCCAUUGGUUAUUUCAUAGUUAACAUUCCGUUUUAACGGUAAUGUAAAACGGUCACAAAAUAUCUAUUUUGUAAUGUAGAAGCAAAGCAGGUUUUUUUCCCAAUAUAAGUAGGUACGUAAAAUUCUAAUUAAUUAAUCUUUUAUCUGUCUAUAUGGAUUGUGUAGCUUAUAUGUUCUGUGAUAAAAAGUCGUGCCUUAUUUUAUUUAUUACCUACUAUAGUGAGCACGUAAGCUUUUGAUAAAUGAGAUCUAUUUGUGAAAAAGAUGUGUAAUUAUGUAUCUAUUGUUAUUUAAUCGCCAUAUUAAUACUUCUAUACUUAAAUAAAACCGUGUCAAAUCACGACCUUUUGUUAAAUAUUUUUUUUAUUCGCCUACUCUUUAUAGGAUUUCUGUUUCUAUAUUUAUUUAUUAUUAAAAAC